CGUCGUGGGGCUGGGGGGGUCCUCCCAGGUCUGCGGAGGCGCAUGAACAAUAGGCGGCGGCGGCUCCUGCGGGCAGCGGCGGCCCCGCACCCUAUGGAUCGGCCGCUCCAUGGAGCCCUCCAGAGCGCUUCUCGGCUGCCUAGCGAGCGCCGCCGCUGCCGCCCCGCCGGGGGAGGAUGGAGCAGGGGCCGGGGCCGAGGAGGAGGAGGAGGAGGAGGAGGAGGCGGCGGCGGCGGCGGCGAGCCCCGGGGAGCUGGGCUGCGACGCGCCGCUGCCCUACUGGACUGCCGUGUUCGAGUACGAGGCGGCGGGCGAGGACGAGCUGACUCUGCGGCUGGGCGACGUGGUGGAGGUGCUGUCCAAGGACUCGCAGGUGUCCGGCGACGAGGGAUGGUGGACCGGGCAGCUGAACCAGCGGGUGGGCAUCUUCCCCAGCAACUACGUGACCCCGCGCAGCGCCUUCUCCAGCCGCUGCCAGCCCGGCGGCGAGGACCCCAGCUGCUACCCGCCCAUUCAGUUGUUAGAAAUUGAUUUUGCGGAGCUAACCUUGGAAGAGAUUAUUGGCAUCGGGGGCUUUGGGAAGGUCUAUCGUGCUUUCUGGAUAGGGGAUGAGGUUGCUGUGAAAGCAGCUCGCCAUGACCCCGAUGAGGACAUCAGCCAGACUAUAGAGAAUGUUCGCCAAGAGGCCAAACUCUUCACCAUGCUGAAGCACCCCAACAUCAUUGCCCUAAGAGGGGUAUGUCUGAAGGAGCCCAACCUCUGCUUGGUCAUGGAGUUUGCUCGUGGAGGACCUUUGAAUAGAGUGUUAUCUGGGAAAAGGAUUCCCCCAGACAUCCUGGUGAACUGGGCUGUGCAGAUUGCCAGAGGGAUGAACUACUUACAUGAUGAGGCAAUUGUCCCCAUCAUCCACCGCGACCUUAAGUCCAGCAACAUAUUGAUCCUCCAGAAGGUGGAGAAUGGAGACCUGAGCAACAAGAUUCUGAAGAUCACUGAUUUUGGCCUGGCUCGGGAAUGGCACCGAACCACCAAGAUGAGUGCAGCAGGGACGUAUGCUUGGAUGGCACCCGAAGUCAUCCGGGCCUCCAUGUUUUCCAAAGGCAGUGACGUGUGGAGCUACGGGGUGCUACUUUGGGAGUUGCUGACUGGUGAGGUGCCCUUUCGAGGCAUUGAUGGCUUAGCGGUCGCUUAUGGAGUGGCCAUGAACAAACUCGCCCUUCCUAUUCCUUCUACAUGCCCAGAGCCUUUUGCCAAACUCAUGGAAGACUGCUGGAAUCCUGAUCCCCACUCACGACCAUCUUUCACGAAUAUCCUGGACCAGCUAACCACCAUAGAGGAGUCUGGUUUCUUUGAAAUGCCCAAGGACUCCUUCCACUGCCUGCAGGAUGACUGGAAACACGAGAUUCAGGAGAUGUUUGACCAACUCAGGGCCAAAGAGAAGGAACUUCGCACUUGGGAGGAGGAGCUGACGCGGGCUGCGCUGCAGCAGAAGAACCAGGAGGAACUGCUGCGGCGUCGGGAGCAGGAGCUGGCCGAGCGGGAGAUUGACAUCCUGGAACGGGAGCUCAACAUCAUCAUCCACCAGCUGUGCCAGGAGAAGCCCCGGGUGAAGAAACGCAAGGGCAAGUUCAGGAAGAGCCGGCUGAAGCUCAAGGACGGCAACCGCAUCAGCCUCCCUUCCGAUUUCCAGCACAAGUUCACGGUGCAGGCCUCCCCCACCAUGGAUAAAAGGAAGAGUCUUAUCAACAGCCGCUCAAGUCCUCCUGCAAGCCCCACCAUCAUUCCUCGUCUUCGAGCCAUCCAGUUGACACCAGGUGAAAGCAGCAAAACUUGGGGCAGGAGCUCAGUCGUCCCAAAGGAGGAAGGGGAGGAGGAGGAGAAGAGGGCCCCAAAGAAGAAGGGGCGGACGUGGGGGCCAGGGACGCUUGGUCAGAAGGAGCUUGCCUCGGGAGAUGAAGGAUCCCCUCAGAGACGUGAGAAAGCUAAUGGUUUAAGUACCCCGUCAGAAUCUCCACAUUUCCACUUGGGCCUCAAGUCCCUGGUAGAUGGAUAUAAGCAGUGGUCGUCCAGUGCCCCCAACCUGGUGAAGGGCCCGAGGAGUAGCCCGGCCCUGCCAGGGUUCACCAGCCUUAUGGAGAUGGAGGAUGAGGACAGUGAAGGCCCAGGGAGUGGAGAGAGUCGCCUACAGCAUUCACCCAGCCAGUCCUACCUCUGUAUCCCAUUCCCUCGUGGAGAGGAUGGGGAUGGCCCCUCCAGUGAUGGAAUCCACGAGGAGCCCACCCCAGUCAACUCGACCACCAGUACCCCUCAGCUGACGCCAACCAACAGCCUCAAGCGGGGCAGUGCUCACCACCGCCGCUGCGAGGUGGCUCUACUCGGCUGUGGGGCUGUUCUGGCAGCCACAGGCCUAGGGUUUGACUUGCUGGAAGCUGGCAAGUGCCAGCUGCUUCCCCUGGAGGAGCCUGAGCCACCAGCUCGGGAGGAGAAGAAAAGACGGGAGGGUCUUUUUCAGAGGUCCAGCCGUCCUCGUCGGAGUACCAGCCCCCCAUCCCGGAAGCUCUUCAAGAAGGAAGAGCCCAUGCUCUUGCUAGGAGACCCCUCUGCCUCCCUGACACUGCUGUCUCUCUCCUCCAUCUCCGAGUGCAACUCCACACGCUCCCUGCUGCGCUCUGACAGCGAUGAAAUUGUCGUGUACGAGAUGCCAGUCAGCCCAGUUGAGGCCCCUCCCCUGACCCCUUGUACCCACAACCCCCUGGUCAAUGUCCGAGUGGAGCGCUUCAAACGAGAUCCUAACCAAUCUCUGACUCCCACCCACGUCACCCUCACCGCCCCCUCGCAGCCCAGCAGUCACCGGCGGACUCCUUCUGAUGGGGCCCUUAAGCCAGAGACUCUCCUAGCCAGCAGGAGCCCCUCCAGCAAUGGGUUGAGCCCCGGUCCUGGAGCAGGAAUGUUGAAAACCCCCAGUCCCAGCCGAGACCCAGGUGAAUUCCCCCGUCUCCCUGACCCCAAUGUGGUCUUCCCCCCAACCCCAAGGCGCUGGAACACUCAGCAGGACUCUACCUUGGAGAGACCCAAGACCCUGGAGUUUCUGCCUCGGCCGCGUCCUUCUGCCAACCGGCAACGACUGGACCCUUGGUGGUUUGUGUCCCCCAGCCAUGCCCGCAGCACCUCCCCAGCCAACAGCUCUAGCACAGAGACGCCCAGCAACCUGGACUCCUGCUUUGCUAGCAGUAGCAGCACUGUAGAGGAGCGGCCUGGACUUCCAGCCCUGCUCCCGUUCCAGGCGGGGCCACUGCCCCCCACCGAGCGGACGCUCCUGGACCUGGACGCAGAGGGGCAGAGUCAGGACAGCACCGUGCCGCUGUGCAGAGCGGAACUGAACACGCACAGGCCUGCCCCUUAUGAGAUCCAGCAGGAGUUCUGGUCUUAGCAUGAAAAGGAUUGAGGCGGGCAAGGGGGACAGCUGGCAGAGAUGAGGGGAGCUGGCGGGCACAACCCUUUCUCAGAGUUGGACCCCCUGAGAUCCAGCCCUACUUCUUGCACUGAUAAUGCACUUUGAAGAUGGAAGGGAUGGAAACAGGGCCACUUCAGAGGGUCUCCUGCCCUGCAGGGCCUUUCUACUCAUGUCCACUGGAAGGGCUGUGGCCAUUAGCUCUGGCUGUAUAGGGGAGGGAGGGGUGCAUGCAUGUCCCCCACCCUCCACAGUCUUCCUUGCCUUUAGAGUGACCCUGCAGAGUCACUCAGCCAAAUCUGUGUGCUGCUCCCUCUCCUCAGCCAAUUGGGUGUGCGCAGAGCUGUCGUGGGGUCCCUUUGUCAGCCCCGAGUUCAGCUUCCCAAACACCGGUAUUGGAUAUUCUGUGAUUGAUUUGACUCCUCCUCCACUGUACCCCAACACCCAGGAAUGGGAAUCUGGCUUGGUUCGAGAUAGGAGCUUUUCUGUGUCCUAAGCCCUUUCAUGCUAGCAGGAAGACUGAAAGCAAGGUGGCCCAGCGUGGGGUCAUAGGGCUUGAUAGACCUGGCACUACCUAUCUGCGCUUCCAGGUGCCCCACCUAUUUAUUUGAGCCCACAGGUGGAAAGGGGAACUGCCUCAGUGAGAACAGGGGGACGGGGGUGUUAGGAAAAAUAUAGUAAAGUUGCAGUGAAGAGGUUCAUGAAGUAUGUCCUUGUUCUUUUUGGAAACUCUCGGCAAAGGGCAAACCAGCAACUGUUGAGAGUACCCAUCUAGCUGCUUGGGGUCAGGACCUCAUCAGACCAGGUUCGGAUAUAAUCAUAUGCUCAUCCCAGGGAUAGUUUCUUGGGGGACUCACUCACUGGUGCCAGUUCUAAGUCAGAAACAAAAUUCCACUGUCUUUUCCUUUUGUUGUCUAAACUUUGUGUGUUACUCCCUUCAUUUGGUCUUCACUCUAAUCCCUGGAGUCUGUGGGCUUUCGGUUAUGUUUAGUUAGUAGAUAUCACUGCAAUGCCCUAGAACAGCAUAUGAAGCAGAAGCAGAAUACCAUAUGGCCACCUAAACACUGGGACUUGGGAAUUCACUCUCAACUGGGCCAUCCAUGUUGUGAUGCCCUUGAAGUAAAAUGGAGCCAGCAGGAGUACCUUCUGUAAAUGCAUGUGGCAAAGUGCUAUUUAUAGGGUGCCCAGGGAGCCCCUGAUGUACAAGAACCUUUAGGUUCCCCAUACUGGAAACUGACCAAGACCUGUGCACAGGUAGCCCCUCAUGCUGGGCUCUGGACCAUGAGCAGAGUAGGAAGGAUAGCAGAGGCCAACCCUGACCUUUCUGGAAGUUAUUUCCUUAACUUGAAUAUUGAGCUUCCUCUAAAGCUUUCUCAUGUAUGUCUUCUCCAUGCCACUACUCUGUGGCCUCCUGUGUUAUGUGUGAACAGUUGUUUUUAUGUGGGAAUGACGACUUGAUUGGGAGUAGAGUCUCGAGGUCAUUCCCCUCUUCCCUCGAGACUCUCUGAAUGCUGCUCCACUGUCUUUUGUCUUGGAGGUCACUCAGCAGGUUCCUUGCAUUUGCUGCCUGGAUGUGCAGCUGGCAACAGUGAUGAGUUGGUCACUGCUCUUUCUCCAUAACUAGGAUAGAUGUCCUGCCUUGGUGAUCACUAAAGGGGUGACCUUGGUUUUCAAAUUGUUCCUUGCUUUAUGAGCCCAUUAGCACUGUGGUUCAAGGGGCCCACCAAGUCUUGGACAGGAAGGCGCUACUGGUUUUAUUGUCCAAGAUUUUGUUAUUGUUUCUCUUCUGUGUCCUUCCCUUUGUUCAGUGAAGCCAGUAUGUAAGAUACUGUUUUUGUCCCUAUUCCCCUACUCCUGGGCUAGGAGGAAGAAAUGUGAAUCUUACCAGCAGUUCCAGGCAACCAAAUGAUUGUUCUUCAUUCUUGACGGGGAGAAGUACAUACAAAGUCUGUUCUGACCGGGCGCGGUGGCUCACGCCUGUAAUCCCAGCACUUUGGGAGGCAGAGGCGGGUGGAUCACCUGAGGUCAGGAGUUUGAGACCAGUCUGAUCAACAUGGAGAUACCCCGUCUCUACUAAAAAUACAAAAAAAAAUUACCCAAGCGUGAUGGUACAUGCCUGUAAUCCCAGCUACUCGGUAGGCUGAGGCAGGAGAAUCGCUUGAACCUGGGAGGCGGAGGUUGCAGUGAGCCAAGAUCGCGCCAUUGCACUCCAGCCUGGGCAACAAGAGCGAAACUCCAUCUCAAAAAAAAAGUCUCUUCUGUGCCUUCCUUCCCCCAAGCCCUCCAUUAUCUCAGGCUAAGCCAUGAACACAUCUGUAUAUCCUUGGCUUCACUAAAUGGCACUCUUACGGCCCUCCAGACCAUGCUGCCUGUACACAAUGCUCUGUGGUAUGAGGCAGAGAUUUUUCCUUUGCUCAUUUUUAACUUUUGCAAUUGUGUUAGGUUGCAGCCGUCUUUCUAGAUGUAUGUAGUGUAUGAUGUAGUGUAAACUGAAUGAUGGUCACCUGCCAUUGAGUGACAGGUUGAAUACCAUCCUUACUUGUCUACUGUGGGGAAAGAUAAAGGAAGGCUGGGUCUUUGCUGAGGAAAUAAUUGUACCUGAAAGAUGCCAAAAGCAGGGUUAUCUAAAGGUGCUACUGUGAGCAUCCAUGAAAAAGGAACAGUUACCAUCUCUCAACUCCUACACACCUGGUCUCUGAUGGGUCCUGACUGCUGCACUCUCUCUGUGGGGCAAGGCUGGAGAUGGGCUAAGGAUCUGUAUUGUAGUAGCAGCUCUCAGUGGCUUUCUCUUCACUUGGGUUCCCUUGUUCUGUGGUCCUGGUCAGGAGCAGGCCCGGAAGCUGUGAAUGAAGCCACUUGAGUGGCCGUAGCCGGCCCCCCUUUCCCCUGCCUUCCCUUUGCACAAAGACACAUUCCUUCUGCUCCUGGCAGGUGCUCAACUUCAUGGAAGAUGAUGGUAGGAACAGUUACUGUUCUCUGCCCCUGCUUCUUGGGUUCUUCAGCUCCUUCCGCUGAUUCGGAUUGUCCCUUGUUGACCCCCUUGGGAAUCCAGACUGCUGCCAGGAGGCUGAGUAGAUACCUCGGUUAUCUGUAUGUUAUUUCUGAGAGGCUUUGGCGGAUCUUCUUUACUUGGCAUCCUGUGGCAUCCCUAGGGUCUGGUGGUAACAAUAAUAGCCACAAUGAUACCUUACAUUUGGACAACUCAGAAUAGUGCUAACUUUUCCUCCUGACCUUUGCAAAAUGACAUCAUUUUCCUUGUACAUUUGAUACACUUGCUAGUAGAGAAGGGGAAAUGCUUAAAGAUGAAAAUUCAAAUGAAGAGAAAUGAAAAAGUGGCUUGGACUAAUUGCUGAGUGAUGCCACCAGGCUCAGAACUGAACAGGUUGGCCGCAUUCAUCAUUCUGCUUUUGCUAUGUGGCCAUAGGCUUGUCUCUUUAGCCUCUCUCAGAUUUCCUUCCUUUAAAAGCAAUCAUCACAUGCUUUCCUCUCAAGGGGGUUGGGUGUAUGUAUCAGAAGGUCAGUGAAGCACCGUAGCUCCUUGCCAGCUCCUUCAUCUCUACAGGAUGAAUUGCUGAAGUUGAGAGUGUGGCUCUCGUCACCUUUGCCUUGAGGGACCUUGCCUUUUCUUUCAUCCUCUGGCUUCUGGAAGAGGAGUGAUUUGGAGGUGGCUGAGCAUGACUAAUGGGAGCCCCCGUCAGGCCCAUGCCCUUCUGCCACAUUUAUGUAGCACCUGGUAUUGACAAGCAUUCUUUCCUAAUUCCCCCGCUUAACCUGUCGGACGCUGUCUGCCAAUGUCAUCCUCACCAUUUGUGUCUUACAGAGAAGGAAAUGGGAGAGGGAGGUUGGUAGCAACAUCAGAGUGACAGUUGGUUGUCUCUCAUUUCUUGGGGUCAUCAGUCUGAUUUGUUUAGAGCCUGGAAUCAUCCCAGUUCCUGGAAGAAUCUUUGGAAAAGGGUCUCCUUACCCUUGGGAUAUGUGUCAUGGUCACUAAGCCCCCUUUCCCUCAGGCUACUGUUGCUCAGGGACACAAUGAGAUACCCCUAGGACAUCUAGACCUGACUUUUCAUGAACCCUUUUGCCUCUGUGGUCCUCUCAUUAUAGUCCUCCCUCUCUCCUCCUUCUGUUGUGUGAAGGAGAUACCUCCUGAGCAAUCCUAACUCAUCCAGCUCACUUUUAACAAAGCAAAGAGCAGAGGACACUGAAGACUGGAUGGCCGUGAAUGGCACACCUUGGGGUUGAAACCAUGUUGGCAGGAACCUGGUGAUCAAAGCUGCCUACUUCCUGGGUGUGUGAAUUUGCACACAUCUUUUCCCCUCUCUGGACUUCAGAAGCCUACUGUGAACUGGGGACGAUGCCAUCACUUUCCCUCCUGAAGCCCUUCUAACUUUAAAAUGUAUGGUCCUGGAACCAUGAGUCCUGCACAGAAACUGCAGCCUUGCCAGAUCACUUCCCUUGGUACAGAAAAGUGUGCGUAUGUAUGAAAUAUAUGUACGGUUUUAUGUCAAAAACAGUCAAAUAUCAGCUGUUACAUAGGGUUCACCCUAAUGUACCUGCCUCUCUCUCUGGCUUUAGGUCUGAGAAUGACUUGUCUUUGUCAAGGUAUACUAUUAUUAGAAAGACAUUACCAAAUGCAUCUCUUCUUUCGGAUCAGCAUAUUCCUAGAUUAGGAAUUCAAAUUAAUGAAAAUUCCCAUGUGAAAGGAAAAUCCAUUGCUAUUGCUGGGCUUUUCCCUGGCAUUGCUACCUGGGUGGGCGCUCACCACUUCAGGUGCUGGUGCUGGAAGGCAGGAGGAGGAAGCUGAAAUCCUGUCGAUUAAGGCUAAUGAACAGGGCUGAGGUGCCUAAUUAGUGUGACUCAGCCCGGGACUUCUGGGUAGCUCUGCGGGCCAGGUGAGUCUCUUAUGGACUUCCUCUCAGAAUGCUGUUUCUCAUUUUGUCCUGAUGAGAUAUUGACAGUCAUGUCCACCCGCUUCCUCAUUCAUUUCCCGUCUUGGGCCCUGGAAGUACCAUGGCCUCCGUAAACUACCUAGGGAACCCUGGCUUUGCUCUUCAGCAUUUUGGGCUCACUUCAUGAUCAGAAGCCAGUAGGACUGGUCCUUCCUGAUUCUUACUGCCUGUGGUUCCCCAUCCCCUACAGGGAGCCUGCUUUGGGCCUUGAGCUGGAAAGGGAGAAGAGCCUUGGGGCCCAGCUGGUUGUGGGAGCUGAGUUUUUCCACACCACUCUUUGUUAACCCUUGGAAACAGACCCGCCUUUCCCCUAACCCAUCUUCCUACCUGUCUGGUCUGACCUGGCCUCCUAGUUUUACUAGGCUGAUUGGCAGAUGUGGACAUUAUAGGUGUCUAUCGAGAUAGGUGUCUAACUAGUUAGGUGUCUCAGGAUUGGACAGCAGAAUACAAUUCCAGGGGUGCACAGACAGGCCUCUCCUACCAGGACAUGAGGGAUAGACGUCUGGGCAUUCUGAACCUAGAGGUCAGAGUAGUCACAAGCGGAGCCUUGGGGAGCGAGGGCCCCAGGGACGUCAUCGUUCCUUGCCCUACACUCACUGAAGUCCAAGGCCAGGUUUCAGAAGUAGUAUGCUGCCCCUUCCUGAGAUCCUUCACACCUGGACACCAACCCAGACAAAACCUGACUUAAAAUUUUGAUACUGUAUUCAUCGUGGAAUUUUUCAAUAACUCUGAUUUUUAAAAAAUAUUGCAUUGGAAUAUGAUUUAGCUUGAUUACUGAGGUUCUUUGUUUUUUGGCGCCCCCUUAAAUUUUAACCCAAGGCGAGGGCCUCACUCCACUCUAGACACAGCCCUGCCUGCCCUCUGUGAGAGGGGCUUAGGUACCACUGUGAAAUACGUUUUAUGUUUUUUUUCUUGCCCUUCCCCUCAAGUCCUGAGUGAGGCAGCAGCUCUCUGGGGGGUGCUCCCGUUUAAAUAGGAGUGUGUAGACUUACAGCAAUGAAACAUCUAGGAGCUUUUAACUUUGGAUCUACACCUGGGUGUGACGUUUCCUUGGUGUUCUCUGGCUGCCUAUCUGACUCUCUGCAGCCCUGAGGGUACUUGUGUGUGUGUGUGUGUUCCCUGGAGAAGGGAAGUGAUUACGGCAGAGAGGCUCCUUUAGAUUCUCAUCUUAAACCUCUUUGGAACAUGUUUGAAUUCCAGAAGUGAAUGAACUUCAUUCAUUCUCUCCUCCAGAUUUCAGAAGGGACUGAAGUGAAUGGAGGCUUUUUCACUCCCUGGCAUGCCAAGAGCCACGAUCCCUAGCUCUGUGCCUGCCCAGUGAGUCUUCAGAAUUUGGCCAUCACAUUCUCUGCUAGUAUCAUUUCCACCACCCUCCUCAUCUUCUCUUGUCUUUAUUUCAUUCUUAUCGUUUAUCUCUACCUCCAGUUCUGAUGCCAUGCUGGCUGUGGCUCUUCAUCACCAUCAGACUGAGGUGUAGAUGUAUCCCAGCCUACUUAUGAAGACUGAUAAUACAUGAUAAUAUUUUUCCAUGUGGGGGGGCGCUGCUGUCCUAGUGAUUCACAUAUAUAUGUAAUUUUUGACUCCUUACAAUAAUUCUGGGAUGUGGGUAUUACCCCCAUCUAAGGAUGUGGAAACCAAGGCUCUGAUGACUCUAAUUUGCCCAGGGUCACACUGCUAGGAAGCCAGUUGCGAAUCUGCUGGGUUGCAAAGUCACCUGUCUUUUUCCUCUAAGCACAUUUCUAAGCCACUGCUUAGAAGCCCUUGAGAUAAAGUUGGCCUAGCUCAGGUCCACCUAGGUUUUGAUAUUGCCCUUUGCCCAAGGAGGAGUUGUGUCCUUGGCUUGCCUGUCGUCUGCCUGUGACCGGACUUGCACCCUCGCAGGUCUCAGCUGACAUCCUCGAUGCUGCUGGCUGCCUUCCUCUCCCUGUUUCUUCUCCAUGACUCCAGGGGUUUGAAGCACACGGGAACUGGACAUGUCAAUUCUGUAGCUCUUCUCCCAACACCAUUGAAGGCCGUGAGCCUCUCUCCUCUGUUUCCAGCCUGCAGGUGCCCUGUUGCUGCUCUUCAUUCCAGCUUCUCCUCACUUUUCUGUCAGUCUCUGAAGCUUGGAAGCCUUACUAUAGCUUGUGUCUCCUCCCUGGGCGCUUGAGGUCAGGCUUUUGCCUCUUUGUCGCAUUGAGCCACAUGCCCUUGAUACCCAGUUGUAGCAAAGAAGGGCGGUGAUGAACUUGCUUACUUUCUUCUCUGAUGUCCCUCCCUACGCAUCCUGCACAUUCGCCCACAGCCACUCCCUGCCGAAACCCAGAUAUGUUACAGUCUAAGGCUUUUAGAGGAUUAAGGAAAAGAGUUGGAGGUGGGUUUUACUUAGUUCACAGAAAAGCUUUCUUUGGGAUUUUUCCUCCCCCUUAGGGCUUUUAAGUCUAGGUGAAGUGAAAGUUCACGUAUGUGUUUGUUUGGUUCCUCUGUAAUUAGCUACUAGUUUUUAUUCCUAGACCUUCUCUGCUCCAAUGUCUUGUCCAUGUGUCCUGACCCCGUGUCCUUGAAUUCCCACUUUGCUUUGGGAUUUAAGUUAUUGUAUGUUGUCAACAAUAUUUAAAGAUGAAAAAGUUCUGAAGGAAACUUACCAGGUUCUUUCCUUUGGCUUUUUUUUUCUUUCAAGGUACUGUAAAUUGUUAACUAGGGAUGCCAAGCAGGCUUGGUUCAAUGGCUAAACCUCUUAUUGUAUUACAGUGUAAUGCUGAUCUCAGCCUGGUCUCAACGCCAGAGCACACAGAGACUUGAAUAAAACUGUUACAACGAUUA
This is a messenger RNA of Piliocolobus tephrosceles (Ugandan red Colobus), 11196 nucleotides long. It is a transcript of the gene MAP3K9, whose product is annotated as mitogen-activated protein kinase kinase kinase 9. Gene Ontology annotation, biological process: protein phosphorylation. Bases 110 to 3427 code for a protein of 1105 amino acids. The record is from RefSeq and is a predicted model, not a curated record. NCBI's taxonomy places the organism in Eukaryota, Metazoa, Chordata, Mammalia, Primates, Cercopithecidae. Gene Ontology annotation, molecular function: JUN kinase kinase kinase activity; ATP binding; protein binding. The transcript has 12 exons.